Pseudonaja textilis is the source of this 1483-nucleotide messenger RNA. It is a transcript of the gene NDUFAF6, whose product is annotated as NADH:ubiquinone oxidoreductase complex assembly factor 6. Gene Ontology annotation, biological process: mitochondrial respiratory chain complex I assembly; biosynthetic process. NCBI's taxonomy places the organism in Eukaryota, Metazoa, Chordata, Lepidosauria, Squamata, Elapidae. Gene Ontology annotation, cellular component: mitochondrion. The record is from RefSeq and is a predicted model, not a curated record.
UUAACAGCAUGGCGGCCUCCGCGGGCGCUGCGGCCCUGGGCCGAAGUUCGCGCGCGGCUCUUUCCUCUUGGACGCUGCGGGUCCCACACGCCGGGCGCGGGCGGCUGUUGAGCCCCGCCGGUCUCGGAAGUCGCCCGCCGGCUUCCCUGGCCGCUUCUAGCCAGCCGAGUGCGGGAGGAGAGGAGCGCUACUGCCUGGAUUUGCUGCGAAAACGGGACUAUGAAGGCUUCCUCUGUGCACUGCUAUUGCCUGCAGAAUCACGUGCCUCUGUCUUGGCCCUGAGAGCCUUCAAUGUAGAACUGGCUCAGAUUAGAGACUCUGUAACUGAGAAGACCAUUGGUUUGAUGCGGAUAGAGUUUUGGAGGAAUGCUGUAGAAGACAUUUACCAGGAUAAUCCACCACAACAACCAGUGGCAAUAGAGUUGUGGAAGGCUGUUAGGAGGCAAAACCUGACCAAAAGAUGGCUAAUGAAUAUUAUUGACCAAAGGGAAAAGAAUCUGGAUGACCGGGCUUAUCGGGAUAUCAGUGAACUUGAGACCUAUGCUGAAAAUACACAGAGCGCACUCCUUUAUCUCACCCUAGAAACACUUGGUGUGAGGAACAUCCACGCAGACCACGCAGCUAGUCACAUAGGAAAAGCACAAGGCAUUGUAACGUGUUUAAGGGCAACUCCAUACCAUGCUAGCAGAAGGAAGGUGUUUCUCCCCAUGGAUAUUUGCAUGCUGCAUGGUGUUUCACAAGAGGAUUUCAUAAGAAACAAUGAGGCGAAGAAAAUAAAAGAUAUUGUAUAUGACAUUGCAAGUCAAGCCCAUGUUCAUCUGGAACACGCUAGGUCCUUCAAGAAGAAUGUCCCUGCCAAAGCAUUUCCUGCUUUCCUUUGUACGGUUGCUGUUGCAGAUUAUUUACACAAAAUACAAAAAGCUGACUUUAAUAUAUUUCAUCCAAGUUUGCACCAGAAGAGCACUUUAUUACCUUUGCACUUGUAUAUUAGAUCAUGGAAAAAAACUUAUUAAAAAUAUGAGAUUGAGUCUUUCUGAUUGAGAAUUACUACAUUUUUUUUUCAUUGAUAUGGCAGUGUUAUAUUGGUGACAUAUCCAGGCUCUUUUUUUCACAUUUAAUCUAAUCCCAGACCUCACAAAAGACUUUAUGAAAUACAUUAGGUAAAUUAGUAACUUAUCCCACUGUCACAGAGUAAACUGCAUGAGUGAGUCUGUAUUUGAACGCAGGCAUUGCCGUCCAAAUCUAAUUCUAUCCAUGACACCCAUCGUCAUGGAACUUGAGAGUUCUUUAGCAAUUUUCCAUCCAAGGGCUAAUCAAACAGAGCCUUGCUUACGUUCAGCCAGGUUUUUGUAUCAAUUACAGGUAGUCCUCGACUUAUGACCACAACUGAGCCAAGAAAUUAUGUUGCUAAGUGACAGGUUUGUUGUUAAGUGAGUUUUACCCCAUUUUGCGACUUUUCUUGCCACAUUUGUUAAGUGAAUCC